GCAGACGCUAUCUACAACAUGAUUGGCUACCCCAAGUUCAUCAUGGACCCCAAGGAGCUGGAUAAAGUCUUCAGUGAUUAUGAGGCCGUGUCCGACCUCUACUUCGAGAACGUCAUGCAGUUUUACAACUUCUCGGCCAGGGUCACCGCCGACCAGCUCCGGAAGCCGCCGAACCGGGACCAGUGGAGCAUGACGCCUCCGACCGUCAACGCGUACUACUCUCCCACCAAGAACGAGAUCGUCUUCCCCGCCGGCAUCCUCCAGGCCCCUUUUUACACCCGUGCGUCUCCCAAGUCGCUGAAUUUUGGUGGGAUCGGCGUGGUGGUGGGCCAUGAGUUGACGCAUGCCUUCGAUGACCAAGGCCGGGAAUACGACAAGGACGGCAACCUGCGUCCCUGGUGGAAGAACUCCUCGGUGGAGGCCUUCAAGCGUCAGACAGCGUGCAUGGUGGAGCAGUACGGCAACUACACCGUCAACAGCGAGGCCAUCAAUGGCAAGCACACCCUCGGGGAGAACAUCGCCGACAACGGGGGCCUCAAGGCUGCCUACCGGGCGUAUCAAAACUGGCUGAAGAAGAAUGGGGAUGAGGAAACCCUCCCGACGCUCGGCCUCACCAACCACCAGCUCUUCUUUGUUGGCUUCGCCCAGGUGUGGUGUUCGGUUCGCACACCGGAGAGCUCACACGAGGGACUCAUCACCGACCCCCACAGCCCCUCGCGUUUCCGAGUCAUCGGCACCGUCUCCAACUCCCGGGAGUUUGCGGAGCAUUUCAGCUGCCCCCUCGGCUCCCCCAUGAAUCCCCCCAGGAAGUGCGAAGUCUGGUGAUGGGCGAGUGCCCGAGGGAACCAGCUGCCGGUUGCUUCGUCCUCAGCUGACGGCUGAAUUUCCCUGGGCCUUUUCGAGGGGCUCAAACCACUUCUCCGUGCAACGAACUGCCCAGCUCUCAGCCGGAGCGACGCUCCGCGUCCCCGGUAUCGUCUGAGGUUCGAUCCACUGUGAAAACUCCUCAUCCGCUCACUUGUUUGUGAAACGACUUCGAUUCAGGGGUCUUUUCAUUCCCACCAUGACCAGGCCGUGCGUUGAGGCACGUG
Messenger RNA from Eurypyga helias (sunbittern), 1091 nucleotides. RefSeq names its product endothelin-converting enzyme 1-like. Gene Ontology annotation, biological process: peptide hormone processing. Gene Ontology annotation, molecular function: metalloendopeptidase activity. The record is from RefSeq and is a predicted model, not a curated record. The transcript is spliced from 7 exons. NCBI's taxonomy places the organism in Eukaryota, Metazoa, Chordata, Aves, Eurypygiformes, Eurypygidae. The annotation marks the transcript as partial. Gene Ontology annotation, cellular component: plasma membrane.